GGAUCGCUUUCAUUUUGCGGAAUGAUUGCUGACACCCGGCAGGAUUUCCCUGGUUGCAGGAGCAGCAGCGGAGAGCCGAACUCGACCUCCUCUUUCCUGGGCGUGGAGGAGAGGCUGGAGGCUGCGGGCAUGGACGGCAGCGGGGCGGGAGCUCCCGAUUCCUUUUAAGCCUCCCAGCCCCCUUCGCGGCUUCCAGGCACCCAGCCCCAAAUCGACAAGGGCAGUUGGCCCAAGCAACCCGGAGGAGCCCCGCCUCCGACCCCCCAACCUCUCUUGCUCCUGCCUCCCGCCCCUCUCUCCUUUUCCUUUUCAUUAUUUAUUUAUUUUUUUUUGUUGUGCGUGAAUCCUCUCCCAGUGCGAUGCUAGUGGCUCCCCGAACGAAGAUUUUGGCUGGGGAUGUAGAAACAACAGUGGCAUAAUAUGGGUGGGAAUCACUCCCACAAAACUCCUGUGUUUGAUGAAAAUGAGGAUGUUAAUUUUGACCAUUUUCAAAUAUUACGAGCCAUUGGCAAAGGGAGCUUUGGAAAGGUAUGCAUUGUGCAGAAGAGGGACACAAAGAAGAUGUAUGCCAUGAAAUACAUGAAUAAACAGAAGUGUAUUGAGAGAGAUGAAGUUCGAAAUGUCUUCAGAGAGCUCCAGAUCAUGCAGGGCCUGGAACACCCUUUCUUAGUCAAUUUGUGGUAUUCCUUUCAAGAUGAGGAAGACAUGUUCAUGGUGGUCGAUUUGCUUCUGGGAGGGGAUCUCCGCUACCACCUACAACAAAACGUGCAUUUCAAUGAGGGAACUGUAAAACUCUAUAUCUGUGAGCUGGCCCUUUCCCUUGACUACCUGCAGAGAUACCACAUUAUCCACAGAGACAUCAAACCAGACAACAUAUUACUGGAUGAGCAUGGGCAUGUCCACAUAACUGACUUUAACAUCGCCACUGUAAUAAAAGGAGCAGAAAAGGCUUCCUCUAUGGCUGGAACAAAGCCCUACAUGGCUCCAGAAGUAUUCCAGGUGUUUAUGGAUGGAGGCCCAGGGUAUUCCUACCCUGUAGAUUGGUGGUCCCUGGGAGUUACAGCUUAUGAAUUAUUGCGUGGUUGGAGACCUUAUGAAAUCCAUUCAGCCACACCAAUCGAUGAGAUCCUCAACAUGUUCAAAGUAGAACGGGUUCACUACUCCUCCACAUGGUGUAAAGGAAUGGUGGCAUUAUUGAAAAAGCUUCUGACAAAAGACCCUGAGAGCCGGCUUUCCAGCCUUGUAGAUAUUCAAAGCUCUCCAUACUUAGCUGAUAUGAACUGGGAUGCAGUGCUGGAGAAGGCGAUGACACCAGGUUUUGUUCCAAAUAAGGGGAGACUGAAUUGUGACCCAACUUUUGAAUUAGAAGAAAUGAUUCUAGAAUCUAAACCCCUUCAUAAAAAGAAGAAGAGGCUCGCCAAAAACAAAUCUAAAGAUGGCGGGAAAGAAAGCUGUGCCCUGAAUGGACACCUACAGCAAUGUUUAGAAACAGUGAGGAAAGAAUUUAUCAUCUUCAACAGAGAAAGGUUGAGAAGGCAACAGGAUACAAGUGGUCAGCUCUCCAUUGGUGAGAACCGUGUGGCACCCCCAGCUCAUGGAAAGCUCCAGGAUGGACGAAACAACAACAUCCUGAGCCAGGCCUGCACACGUGGCUGCAGCUGCUAGGCUACCAUGGCCUGGCAUGGAUCAUGUCCGAGUCUCAGUUCCCUUCUGUGCAUGUGAUGGUAUCUCUUUGUGUCCCCUUCUCCCCCAACUCAAUCAAAAAGAGCACUGAACUAGGACUCAGGAGACAUACAGUCUAGUCCCACGUCUACCACUGACACGUCUACCACUGACUCUGUGUGAGACCUUGAGUGAGGUCCUUACCUUUGCUACCUGUCUGACCUUGGGCAAGUCAACCAACCUCUCUCUUGGCCUCAGUUUUCUCCACUGUCAAAUAAGGGGGUUGGACUACAUGGUUCCAUUCCAACUCCAUAUCCUAUGAUAACUUUUCCAGGCCUUCAUUACCUCAUCUGUCAAAUGGGAAUCAUAAUCCCAGCCCUGCUACCUCACAGGGCUGUUGCGAGGGUCAGACUUCGUGACAGAUGGGAAAACUUUUCCAAAAAAUACAAAUCACUAUAUAAAGUCAGUGUCUGGAAGUAAAAAGAACACUGGCAUAAGUAACAGGAGGAUGGGGUUCUGGUCCCAGCUGUUCCAUAAACUAUGUGACCCUGGGCAUGGUCACUCUCCCUCUCUGGGCCUUAAUUUCCAUGUUUGUGAGGGGUUUACAUUAGACUAAAUUAAAUUACAUAAGGUCCCUUCUAACACUCAGAUUUUAGGUUCUACAUUCUAAUGUCCUUUCUAGCUAUAACAUUCUAGUUUCUGUUUUAAGGUUUCUUCUUGUGCUGACGUACUAGGUUCUAAGGUCCCUUCAAGCUCUGAUAUUCUAUGUUCUAAUACCCCUUCUAGCGCCAAUGUCCUAUGUUCUAGUUCCCCUUCCAGCUUUACUCCAGGUUUUCUAGAUUAUAAGGUCUCUUCCAGACCUAGCUAGCCUUCUUUUAAAACCCAAUUACAGAUAGCCUAUCCCAGUUCACAAUUCAAUUCAUCCCCAGCAAUUCCAACCCUGGCUAAACCAUGCUUUGGGAAAACAAAACCCCAUCAGUGCCCGCCAAACGAAUACUUUCUGGUGACUCCUGGGGAAGAAUCAUCUUCAUAAUCUGGGAACCAAACUUGAAACUUUGUCGUUUACAUUCUCUGAGGCAGGACUGUGAGGUUUCAGACUCUUCACAAGGGCCCCCUCCCUCCCUGGCUCCCUGAGAUUCACGUGCCAAUCCAAAUGAAAGGAAAUCGUGUUCUUUUGAUGUAUGUCAAAGCCACCUGCAGCACCUGGAAUCUGGGACUCUAUGUGACUGAUUGCUAAAUGUGACUAGAAAAUACGCUGCCUCUUGUAUCAAUGUGUCUGUACCUGAUGUCUCUGUGACUCUGGUGUUCUCUGUAGCCAACACCUAAUAUUGGUGAUCAACUACCUGAAAUCUAGUCAUGCAACAUGAAUGUAAACCUGUUUUAUUUGUUCUCCCUCCACCCUAUGCCUUCCUGUAAGAUGAAUAAAAAUGAACUUAUUCUGAUUGCAUUAAGAUGGUGAGGGACCUUGGUCCUAGCUACAGAUGAAGAAACAGCUGACCCAGCCAAACACAAUGCCCACAUAGAUAUAACAUAUGUCUUCUAUGACAUAGAUUCAACAAAAAUCCUGCCCUCAAGGAGUGUCCAGCAUGCUGGGAGUGGGGGGGGGCUGCUAGGAAGGGAAAGGAGGGCAGAAAAGAGAAAAACAACAUGUACAAGUCUAUAUAAAAAGGUUAAGAGUAAUAGGUCCAAAGGUCUGAAAUCCAAUCAAAGAUUUCUAGGGAAAUUGAAGGAAGGGAAGAUUGCUUUCAGCUGUAGGGAAUCAGGGAAGAUAUCAUAGGAAUGGACCCGAUGGUUGUAAUUGUUGGAAAACCAAGGAUUCUUUGGUAUGUUGGGAGAAGAAAUGGACAUUUGGGAGAAACAUUUUUCUCUCCUCAACUGGGUAUCUCCAGAGUCGGGAAAUGAAAUAGAAGUCCUGGUAUUUUUUCUACUCUUAAAUUUUUCCCCAUACAUCUGGAUAAGUGCAUGGCUGUGACUGUGAAUUGUGUUUUUACUUUGUAUAGCUUUUCAUCUGGAAGCCAAAUUCCAUUUUCACCUUUAUACCAUGUAACGUAGGUCUUUGAGACAUGACAAUAGCCUAUCUUCUUUUAUUAAGAGAAUAUUUUUAUUGUAUUGUAUUGAUUUGUAACUUUUUUUAUAAGAACAAUAGUUUCUUUUUUUCUUUAGAGUUGGGUCUAUUUUUAAAUUGCGUUGCUUACUUAUUCAAGACUAAGCAUUAAUUCACAGUAAUAUGCAUUCUUACUCUGUCACUUAAGCAACUCAUUCAGAGUAAUGAAGUCAGUGUCUACACUGGCCCUGGCAGGGCUGCAGAUGGUUUAUUCUGUUGGUUUCAUUCAUUAAAUAGAGGGCAGGGACCAGACUAACCCCAGAGUCAGGAAAGGCCAUUGUUUUUCUGAGGUCUG
Messenger RNA from Dromiciops gliroides (monito del monte), 4061 nucleotides. RefSeq names its product serine/threonine kinase 32B (gene STK32B). NCBI's taxonomy places the organism in Eukaryota, Metazoa, Chordata, Mammalia, Microbiotheria, Microbiotheriidae. Gene Ontology annotation, molecular function: ATP binding; G protein-coupled receptor binding; G protein-coupled receptor kinase activity. Gene Ontology annotation, biological process: regulation of signal transduction; G protein-coupled receptor signaling pathway; protein phosphorylation. The transcript is spliced from 12 exons. The record is from RefSeq and is a predicted model, not a curated record. Bases 421 to 1665 code for a protein of 414 amino acids.